This is a messenger RNA of Labeo rohita (rohu), 883 nucleotides long. RefSeq names its product ADP-ribosylation factor-like 1 (gene arl1). Lineage: Eukaryota; Metazoa; Chordata; Actinopteri; Cypriniformes; Cyprinidae. Gene Ontology annotation, cellular component: cytoplasm; Golgi apparatus. The record is from RefSeq and is a predicted model, not a curated record. Gene Ontology annotation, biological process: intracellular protein transport; vesicle-mediated transport. The transcript has 6 exons. The coding region runs from base 127 to 672 and encodes 181 amino acids. Gene Ontology annotation, molecular function: GTPase activity; GTP binding.
GCGGAUCGACAGUCAAAACGGCUGGUUCACGUGUAUGUGUGACACGUCAUUCAGUAAGUCGACCACGGAAGUGUUUCCACGGAUCUGCCAUCCGACAGACAGCACUACUAAAGUAUUUCAUCCAGAAUGGGGGGGUUCUUUUCCAGCCUUUUCUCGGGCCUGUUUGGCACCAGAGAGAUGAGAAUCCUCAUUUUAGGCUUGGAUGGAGCUGGAAAAACCACUAUAUUGUACAGACUUCAAGUGGGAGAAGUGGUCACCACAAUUCCUACAAUUGGUUUUAACGUGGAGACUGUGACGUACAAGAACCUGAAGUUUCAAGUGUGGGACCUCGGUGGACAAACAAGUAUCAGGCCGUACUGGCGGUGUUAUUACUCCAACACAGACGCAGUGAUUUAUGUGGUAGACAGCAGUGAUCGUGAUCGUAUGGGCAUCUCCAAAUCGGAGCUGGUGGCUAUGUUGGAGGAGGAGGAGCUAAAGAAAGCCAUCCUGGUGGUGUUUGCAAACAAGCAGGACAUGGAACAGGCCAUGACGCCUACUGAAGUGGCCAACGCUCUCGGUUUACCUGCGCUCAAGGACAGGAAGUGGCAGAUCUUCAAGACGUCUGCUACCAAAGGCACAGGCCUGGAUGAGGCAAUGGAAUGGUUGGUUGAGUCACUGAAGAGCCGGCAGUAAAUGCAAAAGCGAAGAAACAUCUUGUAAAUAGGAACUUCAGAGACUUAUUACUGGGUCCUCCUUAUCCUUUGGACCAAUGACUGCGUUCUUCCUAUUGUGUGAAGACCGUCCUCUUUUCCCGUUUAGUACAGAAACGUUGAGCGGCGUUGAACGGACUCUCCUCGAAUGAACUCCUCCCCCCUUUUGCUUCUCUACUGAUGCUUGUGUUUUU